AUGAAACUUUUUAUUUGUACACUUCUGGCAUUGAUAGCCGUGGCGGCGGCCCGCGACAAGCGCGGCAUCUACGGCGAGCCGGGCGGUCUGCUCUCCGCGCCAGCUCUCCACGCACCACUACACUCUGCUCCACUCCUUAGCUCAGCUUCGCUUCACUCCGCUCCGCUGCUGAGCCCGUCGCUUCACCACGCUCCAGUACUGACUGCUGCGCCAAUUCACUCGGCUCCACUGUACAGUCACGCGUCUCUGCACUCCUCGCCUUAUGAGCACGCGUCUCUGCACCACGAGCCACUAUUGAGUCACGCCUCGCUCCACCACGAUCUUGCGCCUCUGUUGAGCCACGCGUCCCUACACCAUGAUCACGCACCCCUCUUGAGCCAUGCCUCGCUUCACUCAGCACCACUUCUGAGCCACUCAUCUUUGCAUUCCGCUCCAGUACUGAGCUCUCACAGUCUUCAUUCUGCUCCGCUAUUGAGCUCUCACAGCCUUCAUUCUGCUCCGCUAUUGAGCUCUCACAGCCUUCAUUCUGCUCCACUAUUGAGCUCUCACAGUCUUCAUUCUGCUCCAUUGUUGAGCUCUCACAGCCUUCAUCAUGCCCCAGUAUUGAGCGCCCACAGUCUUCAUCAUGCUCCACUGCUGAGCUCUCACGCGCACCACGCUCCCCUCGUCAGUUCGUACGCGCAUUCCGCUCCAGUUUUGAAGAGCUACGCGCCGGCUCCUGUGCUCCACUCCGCUCCAUUGUUGACCGCCGCAGUGGUCAAACCUGUCCCAUUAUCGUACUCCGCGUCUCGUUAUGCCUCAGGAUGGUGAAUAAUUAAGUUAAA
Ostrinia furnacalis (Asian corn borer) is the source of this 824-nucleotide messenger RNA. RefSeq names its product pupal cuticle protein G1A-like. Bases 1 to 810 code for a protein of 269 amino acids. The record is from RefSeq and is a predicted model, not a curated record. Lineage: Eukaryota; Metazoa; Arthropoda; Insecta; Lepidoptera; Crambidae. The transcript has 2 exons.